Bipolaris victoriae FI3 is the source of this 438-nucleotide messenger RNA. RefSeq lists its product as hypothetical. NCBI's taxonomy places the organism in Eukaryota, Fungi, Ascomycota, Dothideomycetes, Pleosporales, Pleosporaceae. The transcript has a single exon. The record is from RefSeq and is a predicted model, not a curated record. The coding region runs from base 1 to 438 and encodes 145 amino acids.
AUGGCAGGAGCAGGAGCAGGCAGCAGGCAGCCAACCACGGGGGGAGGCGCCCUCAACACUAUGCCCCGGCACCACCACCACCACCACCACCACCACUACAACCACCAUGUGCUUGAAUAUCGAAUGUCGCUCACUUGCCCUGCUCAUUACUCAGUCAUGUCAUCCAUCGUCGCCCGUCAAAGCAUCGGCCUGGGUCGUGCCAUGGCGCAAGCUUCUUCCACGCUUCUAGCCACGCUUGCUCAAACCUUGGGAAACCCUACAUGGUGGAACAGGACGACUAGCUUGCGGCAUGCGCCGAGGCCAGGGUUGGCCGUCUCUCCCUCUGUCCCAAAACCCACGUCGAGCCCGGCGACCCAGCAAAUGGCGCGUCGGCGACAUGGGCCCGCAUCCUCCGGGCCCAUUUCCCUUCAGGUCCCAGGCCAGGCUUGCGCAAAUUGA